Belonocnema kinseyi is the source of this 3975-nucleotide messenger RNA. Its product is annotated as DE-cadherin-like. The transcript is spliced from 13 exons. Gene Ontology annotation, cellular component: catenin complex; adherens junction; plasma membrane. Gene Ontology annotation, molecular function: cadherin binding; calcium ion binding. NCBI's taxonomy places the organism in Eukaryota, Metazoa, Arthropoda, Insecta, Hymenoptera, Cynipidae. The coding region runs from base 253 to 3912 and encodes 1219 amino acids. The record is from RefSeq and is a predicted model, not a curated record. Gene Ontology annotation, biological process: calcium-dependent cell-cell adhesion; cell-cell junction assembly; cell morphogenesis.
CAUGAACUCCCAGUCGUGACUCACCCGUCCCAGAAGUCUUUCUGAUGCUAUCGCGUUCGUGAGUGGACCCCGAAUACCGUUUUCUUUUAAUGUUUUCUCGUGCAAAAGUAAACAUUAACGGAUUUAAGUGAAAAAUAUUCGGGCUGUGCACUAUGUGCGGGAUUAAAUGACGGAUAUCUGGCCGUCUCCGAGUGUUUUAAGUUCGUUAAUCUGUUGAGUGGCCCUCUGUGUGUGAAUAAGAUUCUCGACAUCAUGUGGCUUCCUCGACGCAAAUUGGAUUACGCCUUACUCCCCAUCGUCGUUACGCUUGUCCUCAUUUUACCUUCAGCUUCUGUAAAUUCAGCCAAACUUAGGCAUUCCAGGCAUAUUAACCAUGGAUAUUCAUUUGAGAAUAAAAACUAUUUUCGGAGCAAGCAGGAUGAACAACACAACCACAAACCAGUAUUUUCGAAUUGUGCGAAUUAUUCGCCUGUUGUUAAAGAAGAAGAGCCACCUGGUACUUUUGUUAUCCAAGUGAUGGCUGAAGACAGAGAUCCGCCUGAAGAAGGAGGUACUAUCACGUAUAGUUUCGUGACAAUUUCUGGCGAGAAACUUAAAUUCGAGAUCAACAACAAAACGGGUGAAAUUAGGACAACGCAAAUUCUGGACAGAGACGAGCCAGAACGCGAGAAAGAAGCAUAUCUGACAGUACUGGCGACAGAUAAUGGCAGGCCUCAACUUGACGAUGUUUGCACGUUCAAAGUCACAAUUGAGGAUGUCAACGAUAAUGCACCGGUCUUUGAUAAAGUGACAUACACGGAAUCCGUGCCGCAGGAUUUACCACUUAACAGUGAAGUAAUGCGAGUGUCUGCCGCAGAUAUCGACGACGGAAAUAAUUCGGUUGUUCGAUACAGUUUAAAGUCGAAAAAAUCUGACGACAGUGCUCAAUAUUUCCGAAUCGACACGAACACAGGUGUAAUCUUCUUGAAUAAGGCAAUAGAUAAAAAUCCGGACUUCAGAUUUAGUAUGAUAGCGACUGCUGAGGAUCUAGGCAAGGAACCAAAAUCAAGUCAGAUCGAUCUUGAUAUACAAGUUGUCGAGUCGCACAAAAAGGCGCCAUCGUUUGUGUUUCUCGAAUCGAAAGAGUACGUUCAAGAAAAUUUCUCUGACUUUGAUGCUAGUAUUGUAACAUUAAGAGCUCAGUCGAAUAAUGAUCAGAGUCCUGACUUACUGUUUGAGCUUGUCACGGGAAGAACGGAGCAAACAAAUAAGAAAAAUACGUUCAGAUUGGAGUCAACAAAUGGCACUGCUCAUAUUAAACUUGCCAAGCAUCUAGAUUACGAGAGUAUUGCGAAUUACACGUUACUUGUACGCGUUCAGAAUAAGUAUCAGCUAGCUGCCGAAACAGUUGUUAAUAUCCGCGUACUCGAUGUAAACGAUAAUAUACCAAUUUUUGGUAAAUUGGAGAAAGGCAGUGUUCUGGAAAACGAGCCACCGGGUGUUCCAGUGAUGCAAGUGCGAGCCAUAGACGCGGACGGAACUUCUGCUCACAACCAGGUGACUGUUAUUGCUAAAGAUGAAGAUGGAUCCAGUAAUAAGGGUCUGCAAGAAUCUGUAACGGUAAAUAUCACUCUCAUAGACAUUAAUGAUAAUGCACCUUUUCUCGAUAUGCGCAAUCCGGUCGUCUGGGAUGAAAAUCAAAAACCCGGCAAAAUUAUCGAACUAAAGGCACGCGAUUUGGACACUGAUAAAAAUGGGCCACCCUUUACAUUUAAAAUUGACGAUUCCGCGGACAACGAGAUUCAAUCGAAAUUUCAUAUUGAAAAUAAGGAUCUUUAUGCACAAGUGACUUUCGAUCGUGAAGAGAGAAAACGUUACGUCAUUCCGAUUUCGAUAAAAGACAGUGGCACACCUACCAUGACCGGAACUUCCAUGUUGACUGUGAUUAUUGGCGACGUGAAUGACAAUCCAAUGAGCGACGGAGAAAGUUCAAUAUUUGUUUACAAUUACAAGGGCGAAGCGCCCGAUUCGGAAAUCGGCCGAGUAUAUGUGAACGAUCCCGACGAUUGGGAUUUGCCGGACAAACGAUUUAAUUGGAUAUCCGAACACGAUGGAUUUCAAUUAAAUCCCGAGACUGGAAUGAUAACCAUGCUCGCGGGAACGAGUAACAGUCUCUUUACUCUCAAAUUUGGGGUGAAAGAGCAAAGACCUGAUGGAUCUACGGUCGUAGCGGAGGCGCUCGUUAAUGUCACGGUCCGAGAAAUACCUGAGGUGGCCGUGAUGAAAUCUGGCUCGGUGCGUUUCUAUGGUAUAAAUGCUGAAGAAUUCGUGGCGCCUCUAGAAUCCGGGACAAGUAAAAAGGACAUUUUUCACGAAAUUUUGGCAAAUAUGUUGAAUGUGUCGGCGGCAAAUGUUGAUGUCUUCACCGUACUACAUUCUCCACAUCAUAACAGCAAUAAGUCGCUGCUGGAUGUUCGAUUUUCGGCGCAUGGGAGUCCUUAUUACGCGGCUGAAAAACUCAACACGAUUGUCGCACGAAAUGCGAGAUCCAUCGAGGAAAAAUUGAAUGCGGAAAUUCUAUUGGUCAAUAUUGACGAGUGUCUCGUUGAGAGGCUCAAUUGUAACAAUUCGUGUCGGAGUUACUUGAAUGUGAGCCGAGUGCCGUACUCGGUCUUUACAAAUUCGAGUUCUUUUGUUGGCGUUCGAGCAAUUGUUGAUCCGCAGUGCAUCUGUGUGGUGACGGAACCUACGGUCUGUCUGAAUGGGGGCACAGCUUUUGGCGAAAGAUGCGAGUGUCCGUCUGGCUUUGAAGGACCGAGAUGCGAAUUAUUGGCGAUUGGAUUUCACGGCGAUGGAUAUGCGAUUAUGCCGCCACCUGGACAGGCCUGUGAUGAUUCACACUUAGGUUUGGAAAUAACGCCACAGACCGAAAACGGAUUAAUUUUCUACUUUGGUCCAAUGAGCUACACUCCUAAAUUAGGAAUUCAAGAUUUUAUGGCUCUGGAACUUGAAAAUGGUUUUGCCGUUCUCUACGUUGAUUAUGGGACAGGCACGGUCAAAUUAAAACAAAAAUAUAGUAAAUUAACAGAUGGCAAAAGUCACAGAAUUGAUGUCUAUUGGACAAAGAAUGCAAUAGAAAUAAAGAUCGACAACUGCGCAAUUUCUGCUUGUAUGAGUUUAACGGCGCCUUUGGGUUCAAAUGAAUUUUUGAAUGUAAACAGUCCUAUGCAGGUUGGUGGUACUCUCUCUAAUCUGACAUUUUUAGCAGACAAGUUGGGCUGGAAUCAUAGACCGACGGAAAAAGGUUUCGCUGGAUGUGUUCGUAAUAUGACAAUUAAUGGAGAUACCUACAAUUUAGGAAUGCCGGCUUUGUCGAUAAAUGCAGAUUCUGGAUGCGCUCAUGAAAUGGCAAAAGCUGUUUCCUUUGGCAUCGAUAGCAAUUUCUUAGUUGCUAUUCUUGUUUGCGUAUCUAUACUCCUGAUCCUCCUACUGGCAGUUGUUGUCCAUAAAAAAGCAACCGAUGAUCUGUUCAAAGAUAUGGACGACAUUAGGGAAAAUAUUAUUAAUUACGAUGAUGAAGGAGGCGGUGAAGGUGAUACAGCGUACGAUCUUAAUGUGCUCAGGGCUAUGUAUGAUGAUCCCAUUGACUCAAAAAUCGCUCCAAUUGGACUGCAAGCGAGAGCAGAACCGAGUGAAGUUCCUGAUACGUUUGACGAUGUACGGCAUUACGCGUACGAAGGCGAUGGGAAUUCCAGCGGUUCUUUGUCAUCUUUGGCUUCAUGUACUGACGACGAUGGGGAUUUGCAAUUCAGUUAUCUUUCAAACUUUGGACCAAGGUUUAGAAAGUUAGCUGAUAUGUAUGGCGAAGAGACGAGCGAUGAUGAAAGCGAUGGUGCCGGUACGGAAAAAAAUUUCUUGCAUGUAUAUAAAUAAUAUAUGUAUAUAUAUAUUUUUUACAAAUUUUUAGAAGAAAAAUUUGUCUAAUUUUGAUUUCAA